This is a messenger RNA of Gregarina niphandrodes, 447 nucleotides long. RefSeq lists its product as hypothetical. The record is from RefSeq and is a predicted model, not a curated record. Lineage: Eukaryota; Apicomplexa; Conoidasida; Eugregarinorida; Gregarinidae. Bases 1 to 447 code for a protein of 148 amino acids. The transcript has a single exon.
AUGCAACAGACGGUUAUUACGCAGCAUAGCCCCAGGACCAAGCGCCCCAGGACCACGUCCACGGGCAAUGGGGCAGGCGCCAAGGUCAGUGUGGCGGGUGCAGACGUGACAACCAUGGUCGGCGCCGGUGUUGCCCCUCAUGGGAUUCGAGGCGGGGUUGUGGCGAUGACAGAAAAGGCGAUGGAUGGCGGUGCUCAGAAGCGGCGGAAGUUGCUGAAUAAUGAGGUAGACCGUAUCAAAAGUCUAGAAGCCGAGAACGGGCAACUGGACUUCUCCAUGGCUGCGUCCGUGGAGCCUCAACGCGUCCUCAUUCGCGGGUGCUAUCAGGUCGCCGAACAAAGGCUGGUCCAUUUUGCGAACAAUAAAAUCCAACAAGUGAGUCGCAGCACGCAGCCUGUGUGGACCCUGGCGCUGCAAAAUAUCGAAGCCAUCACCCCACAAACGUAA